Molecule: messenger RNA, 750 nt
Organism: Miscanthus lutarioriparius
Lineage: Eukaryota; Viridiplantae; Streptophyta; Magnoliopsida; Poales; Poaceae
Source: the annotation of a GenBank genome assembly
AUGGCACAAUACAAGCAAGUGGAGUUCUUUUGCGGCGAGCAUCGCAAGCGCAUGGUGUGCGACGGCCCCGAGGGACCUUCUGUCCUCACGGCCUUAUAUAACUAUGCCCUUCUCAGCGUUGGUCAAGUAGAAGACCAGACUACUCCUGCACCAUACGUGGCAGAGCAAACAAUUAGGAAGGGCUUGAAAGACCUGCUGGCGUUGAACGUUCAAAGGUUUGUGCAGUCUGGCAACCAUGAUGGUGAUGACUUGAAUGCGGAUGAGGAAUUGCUUCUCAAGCUGAUUGAAUCUCUCGGACCUGAUCACCAUGUGACUCCGCUUCUUGACAGCAUUUCCGCAUUCGAGCCAUCUAAUCUCUCUGGGUUAUUCAACUAUCUGGGGGUACCUUUGUUACACGGCUGGUUGGUAAAUCCUGCGGACAAAACCAUCUAUGAAUCCAUCCGACAAUACUCAUACGAAGGGCUGCUGAGGUACCGUAACUCGCUCGAAGGUCCGGAAGAACACUCAGAGGCUGCAAGCGGUGCUGUGGCACAGAAACCUUGCAGAGAUGUGGUCGGGCCUGAUGCUCGAUUGGCCAUUGGCGAGACAGGGUCCAGGGAUCCAUCGUCCUGGCAGAAGCACAGUGCUGCCGCAGCUGCAGCCAUGGCCUCUGAUGGCCACGCAGUACGACUCCAGCCGGUGCAUGAAAGUGAGAGCACACCACACAGACAGCACCACCGUCCACAAACAAGAUGCGAAGGCUGGGGUUAG